This is a messenger RNA of Hymenoscyphus albidus, 438 nucleotides long. Lineage: Eukaryota; Fungi; Ascomycota; Leotiomycetes; Helotiales; Helotiaceae. The record is from the annotation of a GenBank genome assembly.
AUGGAGGGCGGUUUCAAGGUAGGUAUCUAGAUCCCCAUUUCCGAAUCCUAUCAUCCUCUGACCAGCCACAACUAGGAAGCCCAAGACUCCAGCAUCUUGCUCCAAGAAGAUGACCCCGAGAUCGUCAAAUUGAUGCUCGAGUACCUCUACACAAAAGAGUAUCAUGCAGGACCCUCCAAACAAUUCCAGACCCAUGUCAAGGCGUACGUUCUCGGCGACAAGUACAAUAUCCUUGAGUUGAAGACGUACGCAGCGGAGAAACACGUGGAACUCAUCCCGCAAAUUGGAAAUGAUUCUAUAACCAACUUUACGGAAAGCUUUCGGCUCCUCUACGCCUCGACUGUAGAGAGCGACCGCCUCCUCAAGGAUAUGAUUAUCACAACUACCGCGAGUAACUUGAAGGCAUUUGCUUUGCAUAUAUGCAACACUUGUUUCUGA